Messenger RNA from Colletotrichum navitas, 414 nucleotides. RefSeq lists its product as uncharacterized. The coding region runs from base 47 to 295 and encodes 82 amino acids. The transcript has a single exon. Lineage: Eukaryota; Fungi; Ascomycota; Sordariomycetes; Glomerellales; Glomerellaceae. The record is from RefSeq and is a predicted model, not a curated record.
GUUUCCUGCGGGUUGGGUGCACGAAGUACACGCCCCACGCCAAGGGAUGUCACGACGAGCACGCAAUUUAUCUUUUUGUCAUCUUUUUUUAGUUUUUUUGAUUAGUUUUUUAGCUUUCCAGCCGCUAGUUCCCAGCAGGAGGGACAAGGCGCGCGGUAACGGCAAACGCACGACUAAUGGCGCGCCAGCCACCACUAAACCCAAAACCUGGCCACUGUGGCUUCCCUUGUCAGCAGUAACAAAAUGUACAUCAUGUUGUGUGUGUGUGCGGGUUUGUGUGUUCAACAACUUUUGACGUCUGGCAUUUGGGAUAUCUCAUUGAAUUGUUUAAAAGAGGUUCCUUUCCCGUGACCAUCAUAAAAUCCCAUUUACCGGAUCUUUUGCUUUUUUGCCUGAUAACUCCCCCGACUGCGA